Sesamum indicum (sesame) is the source of this 1539-nucleotide messenger RNA. Its product is annotated as E3 ubiquitin-protein ligase RSL1. The record is from RefSeq and is a predicted model, not a curated record. Lineage: Eukaryota; Viridiplantae; Streptophyta; Magnoliopsida; Lamiales; Pedaliaceae. Gene Ontology annotation, biological process: protein ubiquitination. Gene Ontology annotation, molecular function: zinc ion binding; ubiquitin-protein transferase activity.
UCAAAUAUGAAAAAAAGUAAGUGAUAAUAAUACAUAUAUACAUAGAGUCCCUGAAGGAAUUGAAAUAGUGCUAUAUAGAUAGCACUGUACUGGGAAUUUUUCUCCAAAUCCAGCGCCUCCAUAUGGUUUUGGUGGGGAUGCCGCCGUUAGCCGCCCUGAAGUGGCCUGCGGCCCUCGAAUUCUCCGGUGGAAUUGCGGCGAAUCUCGAAGGCGUAAUCGCUUUAUACCACCAGUUUCUAGCCUUUUUCAGGUCAGACUCCGGCGUCUCAGUGAUUUCAUUUAUAUUGUACUCUGCUGGCACGUUUCUUGCGAUCACUGCGCCUGCAUGGAUAUUUUUGGUCAAAUUUUCCAACAAAAGGAAGAAAAUCAAUAAGCCCUUUAUUCCUGCGGCUGCUUUUGAGGCCGAGGUCAACGGAGAGUCGCCGGAGGGGCUGACUUUGGGACCCACCGACGACGGUGCAUUCUUGCCAGGAAUUAUAGGUGAAAUAAUCGCAGAUGUUGAUGCUGAAUAUGCAGAGGAACUCACAACGGAUGAUGCCGAGUAUGCAGAGGAAAUGCAGUUCCAUGAAGCAUUGCUGGCUUCUAUUUUCACCUGUGAAAUAGCUGAUAAUCCAUCUUCGUCUGUGCAAGAACCUAUUAUGAACACAGAGCUGAUGAAGUUCGAAAUCAAACCUGAGAACUCAUCCCAAAGCUUCUGUGAAAUUUGUUUGGAGAACAAAGAGAGCUGGCAGAUGUUCACAAACGACAAAUGUCCACACUCCUUCUGUUAUGACUGCACAACCAGCCAUAUCGUGACGAAGAUCCAAGACAAACUGAAAGAGAUAUCUUGCCCUGCUAUAAACUGCAAAGCCGCACUGAAUUUUGAUGCUUGUAGGCUAAUGAUCCCAGAAGAUACACUCGUUCAAUGGGACGAGUUGCUAUGCAUGUCCCUUAUUCCCGAGUCUCAGAAGCUGUAUUGUCCCUUUCGUGAUUGUUUGGCUCUGUUGGUGAACGAUUCCGGGGAAGUCAUCAGGAAGAUAAAAUGUCUCAUCUGCAAGCGAUCAUUCUGUGCAGAAUGUGCUGUCCCUUGGCAUUCUGAGUUCACGUGCAAGGAAUUCCAGAAGCUGUACGCAAAAAGAGGAGGUAAAGACGACAAGAUAGUUAAACUUCUUGCCAAGAAGAAGAACUGGCAGAAAUGCCCCAAAUGCAAUGUGUAUGUCGAAAAGACCGAGGGCUGUGUGCAUAUGACCUGCCGGUGCAGAUAUGAAUUCUGCUACCGAUGUGGAGUAAAGUGGUCUGAGUCUCACGGUAAUUGCCGGCCAAAAUCAUAGGCUGCUGAGGAACGGAAAAAGGUUUGCAUUGUAUAUGUGUAUAUAGCUUUUCUUGCUUGUUUGUUUCUUCAAGAAUUUGAAGUAGCAACAGAUCUUUAACAGUGCAUAGUAGUCUGGAUUGGAGCUUGGAAGUUGAGGAAGUUGAUUUGAGUUAUAAUUUUUUCCAUUCUACUUUCAUGUCCCUGCAAAAAUCAUCACAAACACAAAUCACAAGUAAAAUUUAAUCCCA